AGAGUGGGAUUCUGUGGUCGAAAAGACGUUGGACCACACCAAGAAGGAUGACGGCGAGUUCUGGAUGUGUCUCGACGACUACAUGAAGUAUUAAUGUUUUCAGGAGUAAAGAGUGGGAUUCUGUGGUCGAAAAGACGUUGGACCACACCAAGAAGGAUGACGGCGAGUUCUGGAUGUGUCUCGACGACUACAUGAAGUAUUAAUGUUUUCAGGAGUAAAGAGUGGGAUUCUGUGGUCGAAAAGACGUUGGACCACACCAAGAAGGAUGACGGCGAGUUCUGGAUGUGUCUCGACGACUACAUGAAGUAUUAAUGUUUUCAGGAGUAAAGAGUGGGAUUCUGUGGUCGAAAAGACGUUGGACCACACCAAGAAGGAUGACGGCGAGUUCUGGAUGUGUCUCGACGACUACAUGAAGUAUUAAUGUUUUCAGGAGUAAAGAGUGGGAUUCUGUGGUCGAAAAGACGUUGGACCACACCAAGAAGGAUGACGGCGAGUUCUGGAUGUGUCUCGACGACUACAUGAAGUAUUAAUGUUUUCAGGAGUAAAGAGUGGGAUUCUAUGGUCGAAAAGACGUUGGACCACACCAAGAAGGAUGACGGCGAGUUCUGGAUGUGUCUCGACGACUACAUGAAGUAUUAAUGUUUUCAGGAGUAAAGAGUGGGAUUCUGUGGUCGAAAAGACGUUGGACCACACCAAGAAGGAUGACGGCGAGUUCUGGAUGUGUCUCGACGACUACAUGAAGUAUUAAUGUUUUCAGGAGUAAAGAGUGGGAUUCUGUGGUCGAAAAGACCUUGGACCACACCAAGAAGGAUGACGGCGAGUUCUGGAUGUGUCUCGACGACUACAUGAAGUAUUUCGGACGCACAACGAUCUGCAGUCUUACCCCGGACGUGGACUCGGAUGGCAUCCCCGAUCCUUUAAAUUAUGUUACACACAUGUACGGCGAAUGGCUGGGUAACACGGCAGGAGGCUAUAGGAAUCGACUGAACAACAGCCCUAGAUUUCACUUCACCGUGUCCAAUGAAGGUUUGACUAUCAACGGUUACAUCCCACUGGUCGUACACAUUAUUCAACGAUUCAAACACCGGAAGUAUGACCAGUUCAGCAUCAGAGCCGACGUGUACAAGAUAUUGGGAAAAGAGCUUAGGUUUUGGACUACGGAACUCUUGGGAGAAAACACACGAGUUUACAAGAAAGCAGUUCAGUUGGUGUUUCGUUACCGCAUUCAUCCCGGCGAAUAUCUGCUCAUUCCUACAACCGGUCAUGAGAAGCAGGAGAAAGAGUUUCUGCUUCGGAUUUUCACAGCUUGCCCCUUGAACGACAUAAGAAAAGUGGGGCCAGAAGUUACGUUGUGCUCGUGUGAUCAGGAGACUUAUGUCGAACAAGAUGAUCAAAUAUAUGCACUCACUCUAAAUACAACUCUGUUUGGGCAGUGGAUUGCUGGCGAGAACGCUGGAGGCCAAAUUGGCAAUCAAGAUACGUUUGCUACCAAUCCGCAGUAUGCUUUCAGUGUCCAAGAUAAAGAUGAGCCCGUUGUGUUUCACUUGUUGCAACACCCGACCUCAACACAUACUGUUGGAAUCCUCGUUAUUCCACUGAAGACCGAUCCUCCAGUUAGUUCGCGCUACCUGUACCGAAACUUCGACAGCUGCUUGCUCACCGUCGACGGUAAGGCGACUCGCUUCCUGCCUUCUCUCGACGUCGAGGCCAGGUACGUGCUGCCCCCUGGCGGCUACUUGGCGAUGGUGUUCACGGACGCUCCCAACACGGAGACGAUGUACUCGCUGCUGGUUAGAUCUCAGACCGACCUCUCAAUCAUGGAAUACCACACCGGUACCGUCUCACGAAGAUCUAAACGUAACACGGAGAAGAACGAAAAAGAAAAAAAAUAACGACCCAAACCAGUGACUGUAAAUCUUUGCUUCUCUAGAAUAUAUUUUAUGCAACAAAGUCAUUAGUAUCCGCUGGUCAAAAUAACCCCAACAACAACAGCAACAAAAAACGAUAACCCUACAGUGGUAUUAAUUAUUUGAAAAGUGUAGGGACUGAUAUUUCACACCCAAUACUAGAUGGAUAUUGGCCACCUUCAGCGGAACGUUUAGGCCGUUAGGCCAAAUAUUAUUAAAAUAGCAAAAUUGUAGGGGGUGGGGGUGGGGGGUGGGGUGUGUGGGAUGCGACUCCAGAUUGGAAAGUAAUAAGUGCAAUUUUUUUUUUUUUAAUUAUUUAUUAUUAUUAUGUUUUAUUAUUAUUAUUAUUAUUAUUAUUUUAUUAUUAUUAUUAUUAUUUUCGGGGAGGGGGCACCUGAUAUACUGUUACCAGUGUUUUUAAUGUACAUGGAAAUAUGGAAAUAUUUAUAUUCCGCAUUUUUUAAUAUUUAUUAUGUCUUUCAUAACUCAAAAUGUUUUUAUGACACACAUCUUUAUACACAGUACAUUCUACCAUUCAAUAAAUGACCUCAUUUUU
This is a messenger RNA of Gigantopelta aegis, 2463 nucleotides long. RefSeq names its product calpain-B-like. Lineage: Eukaryota; Metazoa; Mollusca; Gastropoda; Neomphalida; Peltospiridae. Gene Ontology annotation, molecular function: calcium-dependent cysteine-type endopeptidase activity. Gene Ontology annotation, biological process: proteolysis. Bases 828 to 1892 code for a protein of 354 amino acids. The transcript is spliced from 9 exons. Gene Ontology annotation, cellular component: cytoplasm. The record is from RefSeq and is a predicted model, not a curated record.